UUUGUUUCUGUUCGCCUAUGUAAAGCAAGGAAGCCACCGUGUCUAUCGACAUUACAGGCUGCUUUCCAGCUCACUGCCAUGGACAGUGCUAUCACCCUGUGGCAGUUCCUCCUGCAGCUCCUCCAGGAGCCUCAGAACAAGCACAUGAUCUGCUGGACCUCUAACAAUGGGGAGUUCAAGCUUCUGCAGGCGGAAGAGGUGGCGCGGCUCUGGGGGAUUCGCAAAAACAAGCCCAACAUGAAUUACGACAAACUGAGCCGAGCCCUCAGAUACUACUAUGUGAAGAAUAUCAUCAAAAAAGUGAACGGUCAGAAGUUUGUGUACAAGUUUGUCUCUUACCCAGAGAUCUUACACAUGGACCCCCUGACCGUGGGCAGGAUCGAGGGAGAUUGUGAAACGUCAAGCAGCAGUGAAGUCAGCAGCAGUUCCAAAGAGGUGGAGAGCGGAGGGAGGGAGAGACCCCCGCCGCCUGGGGCCAAGACCUCGAGCCGCAACGACUACAUCCACUCCGGCCUAUACUCUUCCUUCACGCUCAACUCCUUGAGCUCCUCCAGCACCAAGCUGUUCAGAGCCACCAAGAGUGAGACUCUUGCUGAGAAGUUGGCAGAGAAGAAAUCUCCUCAGGAGCCAGCACCAUCUGUCAUCAAGUUCGUGACAACACCUUCCAAAAAGCCACCGCUGGAACCUGCUGCCAACACCAUUGCAGUCGGCCCCAGUAUCUCUCCUCCUUCAGAAGAAACUAUCCCAGUGUUGGAGACUUUGGCUUCUCCCAAACUGGAAGCCCCAGUGUUUGCAUCCCACACAGGCACCACUUUUAGCAGCAGCCCCCCUCCUGUUUCAUCCCUGUCCCCCUCUUUGCAGGAGCCUCCAAGAACCCCCUCCCCACCGCUGAGCUCCAACCCAGACAUCGACACUGACGUUGAGUCGGUGGCUUCUCAGUCGAUGGAACUGCCUGAGAACUUGUCGCUGGAGCUUAAAGACCAGGAUUCCACUUGGCCAGAAAAGGACAAAGCAAAUAAUUCAUCACGAUCCAAGAAACCCAAAGGGUUAGAACUGACACCCACCCUUGUGAUCACGGGCAGCGAUCCCAGCCCACUGGGGAUAUUAAGCCCAUCUCUGCCGACAGCAUCUCUUACGCCAGCGUUGUUCUCACAGACUCCCAUCAUCCUGACUCCGAGCCCCCUGCUCUCCAGCAUCCACUUCUGGAGCACGCUCAGCCCUGUCGCUCCCUUAAGUCCAGCCAGACUGCAAGGUGCUAACACACUUUUCCAGUUUCCUUCUGUCCUGAACAGUCAUGGCCCGUUCACUCUGUCUAGCCUGGAUGGACCGUCUACCCCUGGCCCGUUCUCUCCAGACCUGCAGAAAACCUAACAUGUCUCUGAGACAUGAGAGGCCGGGGAACCGAGAGAUGUUCAACUCGAUUGCAUUUGAAGUGAGCAAAUGAUCCUUCCACAAAACAGAUACCGGGCUCUGCAGCAUUCGCUGUUCCCACGGAAGAGCAGCCUUUUCAGGACCCCUUUGAUUCGACUCAAGCUGAACUAUGCACAAAAUGCCUUAAUUGGAGUUGAAGCUCCCCCUCCCCCCCUCGUUCUUUUCAUAUUUUGAGCUUUUGGUGGGCUCUGCCUCCCAAGAGCAGUUAUAAGGACAAAGUUACUUAUUCUGGCUGCCAAGACCCUUUGGCCGGGGGCGGGGGAACAAAAACAAAACCCCCGUAUACUUAGAGUGUAUUAUUUCAAGAAAUACAAGUUAAGUGAAAUUGGUCUUAUCUUCGGGAUUCAGUGUGCUGCUGGGAACCCCUAGAGAACAUCCCAGAGUAAACUGGGGGAGAAGGGGUCCCUGCUGUUGACACAGUCCUGUCCUAUUGGGAGAGUUUGGAGUUUGCUGUGAACUGCGACGUAUGUAACAACUUCGCGGGAGGGCUCUUGUUUACAUCUGCUGGGCUGGCUCUCCUGGCCAUCUGCGUGCACUUGUUUGGGCCUGUCAGCCGCACAGAGCUGGUUUGCUGCCGCAGGGGGGACUUGGAUGUGGGGCUGAAGGCAGUGUCGGGGGCAAUCCGAGAGGGUGGGGCCCCAAUGUCUGCCCUCUGGGUGGGGUGAUUGCAUGCCAUGGUGAGGUGAGUGCUGCAGUGAGUAUGAAGUGACAGGAGAGACUUUGUCCCAGGUAGGAGACACUCUAAGUAAAGGAACCCCCCCCUCGCACGCGCACACACGCGCCCCUUCAUUUUACCUCAUUUCCUAUUGUGUCUAUCUUCUCUCCUUGACCUGGGAAGGUCACACAGGGUGGACAUGUUCGUUUUCCUGGCAAACAAUUUAGGUCUUAGGCUGACCCCUUUUCUAGACUAUUCCAUGUGGCACCAGAACCAGGUGCAGACAGUGUUGACCCCCCAGAUGGCAUUGAAACCCUCCCCACAGGGAGACCUUCUGUUGGUGUGUUUGGCUUUAAAAGCCCAGAAUGAAAUGAGACGUCCCCACCUCCCUCCUGCCGAUCAAAGGAUUUUUUAAUCCUAGAACUGGACCCUGGAAUUGAGUCCCAGGAACCAGCUGGAACGAGGGGUCAAGACCUGAGGGCACAGAACGACCCGGAGGCAAACCAGCAUCUCCAAGAUGCCUGGCGCUUCCUGUCAGCGUGGUGGGCAGUGUGGACAUGCGCUCCUGUGGAGGCGUGGAGGGAGCAGGUGGAGGGGUGGCCUUCCUGCUGGUGGGCAGGGGUGUGUGCAGCUGGCUCUGCCUGGCAGGGCCGAUGUCCUGCUCCUGAGAAGUGCAAUAGUAGCUCGGACAGCCGGGCUCAGCAGUGAGGGGGUCAGGCACAGGGGUGCUCUCGGUCCAUUGAGUUUGCGUGCCUGCUGGAAAUGACAGGGAGACCCCGAGCAGCACUUUGGCAUAGCUACUAGGAUAAUGAACACUGUACCUUCAGUGAUCAAGGAAAUACUAUUAACCUGAGUUAACUAGAAGUUUUAGAUUUCAAAGCACAAAAGUAUUUUACCUUUUUGAAUCAAAAGGAGAAAAGCCAUUUGUUUCAGAGACAAUUUCUUUGCUAGUGAGUCACUGUCUCAGCACAGGGCUGCCUGGGAAGCCGGGGCGCAUGCAGAGGCAGUCGCAGGGACUUCCUAGAAACCCAUUCUGUGAGGCCUCUCUGUUCACCCAUCCAGGAAGCCACUGAGAGGCUUGGGCCUUAGGGUUUAAUUACGAUCUGCCUUCCCUUCAGAUCAGUUGACUUUAGUGGAUGCUUCUCUCCGUGUGCAUGCGAGCGUGUGUGUGUGUGUGUGUGUGUGUGUGUGUGUGUGUGUGUGUGUGCCCUAUUAAUGAACGUUUACCACCUUAGCUCAAGGUCUGAGCUAGAAGUCUAGAGAUUGACAUGCUAGAAGUUCUAGAAGUUAAGGCAGCACUAACUGGAGCAUAUUGAGCUGGCUGGAUCGCCUGCUCUCUCCGCUCUCCGUGAGCUUGGGGUGGAGAAGAAGUCACUGGCUUGGAAUCCUGGACCUGUGGCUCCGGGCUGUCGAUGGUAUCGCCCCACCUUCCUGCUACUCACUCCUCGCCCGCUGGCUCGCCCGCUCGCAUUGCGCCAUGUCUGGUCCAACAACAUUUUCCCAUCCUGAUCUCAGAAUUUGUGUUGUGUGAUUCUGAAGUUCUUGGAAGCAGCUUUCCAUCUUUCUAAUGAAUGAAAGCACAGUUAGAGGCAGUGCUCGAAGUGGCAAAACAAAACAACAGCCAGCUCUCCAGACCUUUUGAGCGUCCGCUCUUCAGUGUGAAAGUGCAUCACCACGUGCUGACGGAAGGAGCCGUGGCACAGUGGUCAAGCACUCAGCCGCUCUGCUGGCAGUCACUUCCAGGAAUCUCCUAGUCUAGUGCAGUCUCCCACUAGAGAGGACCGGUAGACCGGGCUCCUCUGGAAAGGCCAUCCGACCAGAAGGCCGCUGACUCGGCAUGUUGGCACCAGGCUGCUCUUGGGGGGAUGAGGUGGAUGCUUUUGUUUUGCUCGAUGGAGAAAGCCUUUCUGUGAUUUGCCAUCUUUGAAAAUUUCUAGAAGAAACUGUCAGAGAGCUUGCCACCACUCUCUGGAUUUUCACGUUCAUUCUUUUCCCUAAGUUUCCAGAUAGCCAGCCACUAAGGCGCCCUGCGCUGGUGCAGGUGCUGCCUCUGCCCUUCGAGCUGUCAGCCCUGCAUGCUGAUGUGCUGUCUACCUGCACGAGUCUGUUGACAGACCUUUGGAGCCUUUGCUGCGUCAGCAUUUGCCAGCAAACCCGGAGCUGUUUCAAGUCGCUUUAUAUUAAAAUAGACGGGAGCCCCCCUUUUUUCCUGCACUGAUCAGGUUUCCUUGGGCGGUGGUGGGGCCUGGGAGUGACAUUCCAACCUCUGAAGGAAUGAUGUCACUCCUUUGCCAGUGCUUUUGACACCACUCACUUGCUCGCAUUCCAGACGUCUCAGAUUGUGCUGUUGUUGGCUGUGUAAACAAGUAUGGAGCCCCGUGCCCAGCUCUGUAGAACUGGACCUCUGAGUGGACCAUCAGCUGCCAGGCAGGGGCAGCGCUGCCGGCCAUGUGGUCUGCUACCCGAGGGGACAGCAGGGUGCAUUGUGAUCAGAAGGUGGAGCCCAUGACCCGUUCAAUGAGGCGAAGGUCAGUGAGCCGGGUCCCUCUCUGACUAGAGAGCAGGUUUGCUGGGAGCUAUUUGUCCAUCAUCUGCCUGACGUUGGGUCAAAGGUCAGUGCUCUCUGGUGUUGCUGGCGUUGCCUGUACCUUGUCUUCUGUCUUCAGAUCUCCACUCCCAACGUGGAGGUGUCUUCUUGAAUCGGGGAUUCCUGUGGGAGGUGGCAUGGUAAGCAAGCCCAGGCAGCAGUUUGAUUUCCGUUCUCGUGCUUGACGGAGCCUGUUAGCACGAAGCGUCGUGCUUUGACCUGUGGACCGAGCACGUCCUCAGGGCGAGGUGUUGGCGGGGAAGAAAUGUUCCAUUUGAAGCUGCCAUGUUCCCCAGGCUACUUGUCCUCUUCCUGGCUGUAGCCUGCCAGGGAGGAACCGUCUUGGUGCUGUGCUUCACCCCACUAUGACUGGACGUCCAGGGCGAGCUAGGACAGUGUGGCUAAGGCUUUCCACAGAGCCCACUCAGUCCGGGCCUGUGCUAGCAUGACUGUAGGGGAGACUUCUGUUGUGACAGUUCACGAGGAAGACACACAGACCGCCCACAGCUCUGGAGCCAUCAUCUUUUGGGCGUAGUCACCUGUAUUAAAAUCACUGGGACGCAAGAGUCUGAGUGUUACACACAUCAGGAAGUUAUAUCAAGUGGGAAUGCUUACUUUGAAGUCAUGGGACUAGGAUGUGUGUAUGCGUGUGUGUGCGUGUGUGUGCGCGCGCGCGUGUGAGAGAGCGAGCUCACAUGCUGGCUGAGUGUACAUAUUUCAGAGGGAACAUGCUCUAGACUAGGAUGGCUCCUAGCCAAUUUUAUACUUAAAACUGAAGAGUAAACUGCCACUCUUGGCAGUUGCCACUUCUUACGAACGAAUGCCUUGCACAUUUCCGCUUUUUAAAAUCCCGAGGUCAUUGGCCUUAAGGACCGAUUGCCCACCCUUCAGAAAGAGCAGCGCUCCCUGGGACAUGUCCUAGGUGUUGUAACCUCCCGCUCCAUGCGCAAGUACCACUGAGCCAAUAGGGACGUCCUCUCUCAAAAAUUCACGGACUCAGUUUCCUCAGGAAGGAAGUUUCCUUUUGGAGCAGAGUUCCUGGGAUGCAGUGUGGAUUGAUGGGCGAGGGGAGGGUCCCAGCGCUGGAGCCUCGUGUCUCCCUGUGCACCAGUUGAAACCUCAAGGUCGAAUCUCUGAGCUGCUGCUUCUUGGCUCGGCCUUGUUCUCCA
Echinops telfairi (small Madagascar hedgehog) is the source of this 5842-nucleotide messenger RNA. It is a transcript of the gene ELK4, whose product is annotated as ETS transcription factor ELK4. The record is from RefSeq and is a predicted model, not a curated record. The transcript has 6 exons. Bases 79 to 1371 code for a protein of 430 amino acids. Gene Ontology annotation, molecular function: DNA-binding transcription factor activity, RNA polymerase II-specific; sequence-specific DNA binding. Gene Ontology annotation, cellular component: nucleus. Gene Ontology annotation, biological process: cell differentiation; regulation of transcription by RNA polymerase II. Lineage: Eukaryota; Metazoa; Chordata; Mammalia; Afrosoricida; Tenrecidae.